Peronospora matthiolae is the source of this 1065-nucleotide messenger RNA. Lineage: Eukaryota; Oomycota; Peronosporomycetes; Peronosporales; Peronosporaceae. The record is from the annotation of a GenBank genome assembly.
AUGCGCUUCUGGUGGCCGGACUGGCACUCCGAGCGCUCGCCGUCCAGCGACAGCGAGUGCUCGACGGACGACCACUCCAGUCUCGCCAGCGACGGGUCGUUCUACGACGCGUCGUCUGAUGCGGAGACUGGGGUGGAUUUUGACCAAUCGCCGUCCUCCAUCCUCGAUGACACGCAACUCGUCAUCGGGGAUAGGACGGCUGUAAAUCUGAUGCGCCCGUUCCCGGAACGUUCCGCAGUCCCUUCCCCACUUGAAGUGGGACCAUACGGGAUGGGACGAGCCGACGUGGGACAGGCGCAUCCAGGGAUUUUUGGCGCCCCCGUUUUCGGCCCCGCCGAUGGCGAGAAUGGGCCGCGGACGCCGCCACGCGCGACACCGCCCCGCGGCGGUGACGCGGAGUUGGACGCCGCCACUUCGGGCACGUGUUCGGAACACGCCUCGCCCUUGGCCCUGCAAAUGCCUGCGCGCGGCGACGUCUCUGGCGCGCGCGCGAAAGCCCGGUCUCCGGUCCCGACAUUGGGUACCGUCGAAGACCGGGGAGAGGCCCGGCGACACCCCGUUGGUACCGGUGAAGGUACCUUCGGCCCUAUACUUGGCUUAAGUAUAGGAGUCGCCGUGGCUUCUCGAAACGCGCAACAACACGCGCGGAUGGCCACGGAUCAAGAUGGCGCAGCGUGCGUCGGCCCGUUCGGGGCCUCAAGCACACCGCUCGCCGCCUCCUCCGCGCGCCGUUUGGCUUCCCCCGCCUCGCCGGACGCUCCCGCCGCUGCCGUGGCCUCGCAGGAUGAAGAUGCGAUUGUUGGCAUACCCGGCAGGGCGGGCGUUACGCUGCCCGACCGGGUAUCGCCGACACACGGACAAGGACUGCAGAGCGACGGCUCCCCGGGCGCAAGCAUGCGGCGCCCGGGUACCAAGACGUGCACCAAGGGCAUCUACUGUAAGAAGCGGGAGUUAAGUAAAGUAAAUGACUUGUAUAUUACCGCGCACCAGACACGUUUCGGCCCCCCGCCGGGGGCCUCAUCAGUGGUUUGUCAAUCUACAAGUGAGAACUAUCCAUACGUCUAG